Messenger RNA from Fusarium venenatum, 1245 nucleotides. RefSeq lists its product as uncharacterized. NCBI's taxonomy places the organism in Eukaryota, Fungi, Ascomycota, Sordariomycetes, Hypocreales, Nectriaceae. The record is from RefSeq and is a predicted model, not a curated record.
AUGGCCAUCUAUAUUGCUCCUCUGAUUUUCCAGAGUCAAGACAUCACCAUCUCGGACUGGAUCACGGUUCUCACUCUAUGUUUGGCUCCUCUCAUUGCCCACGUUCUCAUCGGCGCGCCUUCGCCAACGUACCUCUCACUGAGUCGUCCACCAUGGCACGAGCGUGUCUGCCACUACAAUCCCACCUCAAUUCUCUGGCGAUACGCCAUGAUCACUGAUCGCAGAAUCCGGGCCAAGAACUGGGAUAGGAUCGAUCUGGCUGCUACGAAUGCUCUGUUUUGGACUGACGAAGGAUGGGAUGGGACCGAAGAGAUCAUCCAAUACAGUCGGCCGCGGUGUGUCCAGCUUCCUGAUGACGAUAGAGUGACAUUCCUAUCCCGAGACGCCUUCAAAACUCUCAUUAUCACUGUUCAAGGACUACAGGCCAUCAUCCUCCUAGUUGGGAACCAGAUUGAUCCUUCUGCGCCAGGCUUCACCGUGUUCAUGGGCGUCGACAUCAUCUUCUUCCCGGUCGCCCUUUUCGGUCUGCUUAGACUUUGCAGCUGUUUUUGGUUAACCGAUGAAUUCUCUUUCGCUUCUAUGGAAGAUGUGCCCUUGGGAACGCCCCAAAUGAUCGAGUGCAGCACCGCGUCAUUCGAACUCUUGACCACCAAUCCCUCACUAUCAGGCCCACAGAGAUACCACAAUCCCUCUUUCUGGGGCAGCAGGAUAUUUCGAGUUGCUUACGUUCUCGCUCAAUUUGCUCUGAUUGCUCUCGCCUUGUCCUUUGUUGUGACAAAUGGAGGACACUCAUACUUUUACACAUUUACAACUUUUGCCGUUAUACUAUUUUAUUUGUUUGUAGUCUGUGCGUCGGCACUGAUGACAAUCUGGUAUUUUGGCAUCAAAUCAUCACGGUCCACUGUCCUACCAUGUAUCUCUUCUGUCUGGUACAAGUUUUACACUGGAUUGGUUCUCGGAUGUGGAAUUGCACUCAUUGUCAUUGCAUGUAUUGAGACGCGCAAAACUCCUUGUGGAAAGUUUACAAGUGGUACAGGAUGGCAGGGAGAUGCCGUGACUUGCAUGGGUAGCUCUUUCGACAAGACUGAAAUGAGAGCGGUGGUGGAUGGCCCGUAUAAUGGAACGGCUUGGCAUGGAUUCAUGCAUGCGAAGAACUCUAGUUUCGUGCAGGCUGAGUAUGUAGACGAACACCACAACAGUUUUAACUUUACCAGAAUGUGCUUCAGUAGCAUGUAUGGGAUCUAA